Molecule: messenger RNA, 637 nt
Organism: Danio rerio (zebrafish)
Lineage: Eukaryota; Metazoa; Chordata; Actinopteri; Cypriniformes; Danionidae
Gene: gpr34a
Product: G protein-coupled receptor 34a
Biological process (GO): G protein-coupled receptor signaling pathway; G protein-coupled purinergic nucleotide receptor signaling pathway; signal transduction
Cellular component (GO): membrane; plasma membrane
Molecular function (GO): G protein-coupled receptor activity
Source: RefSeq, marked provisional
GCCGGGGAAGUGUUACCAGUAUAAGCAGAUGAAGCAUGCGCGCGGGAAGGCCUACUUUAACCUGCUGAUGGUGGCCGUGUUCUGGCUGGUGUUCGUGGUGCUGUUAGUGUCGUACGGACAGAUCGCUCGCCGUCUGCUGCGCGCCUCGCAGGAUAAACCGCACCUCCCCAACGCCGCCCGCUACGCCCGCACCGCUAGGAAGUCGUUCGUGGUUCCGCUGCUGUUCACGGUGUGUUUCGUGCCCUAUCACGCCUUCAGAGGGUUCUACGUGGCGUCUCAGCUGCAGGACAUCAGCUGCGAGACGCGGCGGCUCAUGGACCGCACUAAUGAAGCCGUGCUGCUGCUGUCGGCCCUCAACAGCUGCCUGGACCCCGUCAUGUACUUCCUGCUGUCGGGCUCGGUACGGCGGGCCACCCUGCAGGCGCUCGUUCAGUGUCUGCGUCUGCAUGCGGAGCCGCCGGCCACCAACAGCUCCACCACAGAGCUGCGCAGGACCUCAGUGUCUCACGCCUCCACCACCGCGGUGCUGGACACAUCCAGGUGCAGUCUGGGAAACAUCACGACACUGCGGAGUCAACAAACCGACCUGCACCCGCACUCAGAGCCCUGUGUGCACAGAUCGGUUCUGUCUGACUGA